UUGUCUACUGUAUAAGUGAAUUUCCCUGUUUCUAGCUUUUCCCCAAACAGUUCACUGCAGCAAAAGUAAAUGAGCAAAUGGGGGGUACACCUAACAGUCUUAAAGGUUCGCACAAAGUGAGGUAAUUCAAUGCAAUUCAAUUUUAUAGGAUACAAACAUUCUUUAUUCUAUUUAUUAAUCACAUUUAGAUGUUUAGAUAUUUUCCAUAGCCUAGGCUGUAUCAGUGAAAACCUAUUGCAAGACUGUGCAUUAUUCUGUGGUUCCCAUCGAAUGUCUUUCGUUUUCGAUCUAAACAACUGUAUCUGUCAUUGUCAUGUCAUCACGUAGGCUAAAGAUAGGAUGACCUAUUUUUCGUUGAUUUUAAAUAUAUUUAUGAAGAUCAGGUCUGAGUUGAAAAAAUUCAAUCAAUUGGUUAAUUAAUAGUCUAUUGGCAACAGGCUGUUUUUUCUUUUCAGUUUCUUUUAUUUCCAAUAUACCAAAGACACACUGAAGACCCUUGUCUUUCUAUUUCACAUUUUCUGCAAAGAAAUAUAGGUAACUGUUUUGUUUGAAAAAGAAACCCUGAGAGGGGGUUAUGACUAAGUCAUGUGCUGAUGUGACUGUGAUUGAACCAGUGCCACCAAUGGAAAAGUUAACCUGCAGCCCUGACUGUAUAUUGUGUGUAUGUAUUCAUGCUUGUUUACAUGUCUUAUUGUUCUAAAGAUUAAUAUGUUGUGCCACCUAUUGUCUCCUCAGGGCAAUGUGAUGAGGAGUCAUCUCAGGUCUUUGCCUGCUUGCAGUGCCCAUUUGUUCACAUGGAAGAAGCGUCCCUGAACUGGCACAUUGAGAAGGUUCACCCAGAGGAGUACAGCAGGAUUCUGAGCUCUGGAAGAACUAGAGCAGAGAACAUGCUGCCUCCCAGGAGUAGCACCUAUCAGCAACCCACAGCCCCCAAGACAACCCCCACCCCAAAACCUUCCCACACAGGCACUACAGGGGCUCAUACAUGCUUCAUGUGUGGGAAGAGUUUCAAGUAUGCAUCCAAUCUGAUAACACACCAGCGAAUUCACACAGGGGAGUGUCCAUACCCCUGCUCCCAAUGUGGAAAGAGUUUCACUUCUGCAUCAGAUCUGAAAAAACAUGAAAGAAUUCAUACAGACGCCUGGAGGACGUGCACCUCGGCCUAGUGAACCCCACUGGGAUUAGACCUAGAAGAGUCCGUAGAAACCGAGCUUUGUGCACGUCUCUUCUAGACAGCGUGUCAAGCAGCUAAGAGGAGAGCAGCAAAGGGGUAUCCAGAGAUGCCUACCAAAGCCAGAGUUUCUUUGGACACAGGUGGACACAUCUGCACUCCAGCAGGAAGACUGACAAUCAUCCACACAUUUUUAGCUGAGGAAAACUUGUUUGUUUCUUAAAUGCACUGAAGUAUGGUAUUGAUCAUUUAGAUUGUAUCACAUCGCUUGUACUUAGCCACAGCCACCUAGCUCUACAUAGCUAACGUAGAUACUUUCUUACUAACAUUAGCUUACAAUUCCAUUUCCAUUUUACUUUAACCAAGAUCUGUGCUUCCGAUUUUCCCUGCACUGAUAUCUAACUGAACUUAUUGGAUAUAUGGUCUCGUGUGUUUAGAAUGGCAAGGUGCACUGGGAGUAGGUAGACUUGGCUACCUAACUCCAGUGGCCCUCUGUAGCCAUGUCAGCAUCACAUGCUAAAAUCAUACUUUGCUCCAUCAGAGGACCUUUUGUUCUCCCCUGCACCAUGUAUGCUGUUGAUCACACACAUGACUAGACACACACAUGCAACACUCUAGUCCCCCUUUCCAUAUCCUCCCUUAUUUAGCCUUUCAGGAUUUUAAUUUAGAUGUGUUUGUUUGACAACAAGGUUUAGAAUAGAAUUUAUUAGUCUGAUUGUUAUUUGUAUAAAUGUUUAGAGCCUGCCAUCUCAAAGGACUUACACAUAUUACAUUAUUGAUUAUUAAUUUAGCUAAUAUUUAAUGUUGAAAUUUGUAAUCAUGAUUUAACAAUCGAUUAUGGGGCUGAUUAUACUUUUGCACCAUUUGAUCAUUGAAUGUGGUAAUAUAUAUUUAUUUCCCCUUACAUUUUGGUGCCCCGUGUGAGGAUUGCUACAAUGGACAUGAUUUAAUUAUUUUUCCUCACUAUUUGAUCAUUUGUAGAGGUAUUUCCUACUACAAAGCAAAGGUUUAGAUUCUGUAAGGUUAUCUAUGUUUUAAGUAUAUUGCCAUUGGGAAAGAUUAAUCCAAUGUAUUUUAAUAGUUUGAUAUGUUGUACCAUGUGCUUCCUUUUCACAAAUUCUCCCUUUGCUUUAUGACUGGAAAUAAAUAUUGCUCUGCUCACCCAUUCCAA
Messenger RNA from Anguilla anguilla (European eel), 2342 nucleotides. RefSeq names its product zinc finger protein 670-like. Gene Ontology annotation, biological process: regulation of transcription by RNA polymerase II. Gene Ontology annotation, molecular function: RNA polymerase II cis-regulatory region sequence-specific DNA binding; DNA-binding transcription factor activity, RNA polymerase II-specific. The coding region runs from base 795 to 1166 and encodes 123 amino acids. NCBI's taxonomy places the organism in Eukaryota, Metazoa, Chordata, Actinopteri, Anguilliformes, Anguillidae. The record is from RefSeq and is a predicted model, not a curated record. The transcript has 2 exons.